GGACUUUGAGGCGUGCCCGAAGCUAGCAGGGGAUCUUCUGCGGGCUUCGAUACGAGGAUCCCUAGGCUUUAACCCUCUUGCCCUCUUUCUGCCCAGCUUGGGCUGCGGAGGUGGCUUGGGAGGUUGAGAGCAGGAGCAGGAACGAGGGCUGAGGGCCAGGCUAGGCCGAAUGCUGAAGGAGAGGGUGUUCAGGCUCUCUUUCUUGGCCGCAUAGCCCUCAAUCAUGGAUGUGAGCCCCCGCCUGGCAGUCUGGCUUUUAUGGGUGCUCCUCCUGCACCAUGGCCAAGGAGAGAAGCCUCCAGGAGCCAGCCCUGAGGAAUCAGCAGUGGCAGAUUUAGUAAUUAAGAGAUCUCUGCAGGAUCUGUGGAAAUUCUGCAGGAUUGACAAGCCCUUGUGCCACAAUGAGGAUGAGCAGCUCAGCUUUGAGGCCGUCCGAAACAUCCACAAGCAGAUGGAUGAUGACGCCAACGGGAACGUGGAUGUGGAGGAGAGUGAUGAGUUUUUGAGGGAAGAUCUCAACUACCAUGACCCAACAGUGAAGCACAGCACAUUUCAUGGGGAGGAUAAGCUCAUCAGUGUGGAGGACCUAUGGAAGGCAUGGAAGGCCUCAGAAGUAUACAACUGGACCGUGGAUGAGGUGGUACAGUGGCUGAUCACAUAUGUGGAGUUACCACAGUAUGAGGAAACCUUCCGGAAACUGCAGCUCAGUGGCCAUGCAAUGCCAAGGUUAGCAAUUACCAAUGCAACAAUGACAGGUACUGUUCUUAAGAUGACUGACCGGAGUCACAGGCAAAAGCUACAGCUGAAAGCCCUAGACACAGUGCUGUUUGGGCCCCCUCUCUUGACUCGCCAUAACCAUUUGAAAGACUUCAUGCUAGUUGUAUCCAUUGUCAUUGGAGUGGGUGGAUGUUGGUUUGCCUACAUUCAGAACCGAUAUUCGAAGGAACAUAUGAAGAAGAUGAUGAAAGACCUGGAGGGGCUACAUAGAGCUGAGCAAAGUCUUCAUGACCUCCAGGAGAGGCUACAGAAGGCCCAGGAAGAACAUCGGACAGUAGAGGUAGAAAAGGUACACCUGGAGAAAAAAUUACAAGAUGAAAUCAGCAUUGCUAAACAGGAGGCACAUCGGCUUCGGGAACUACGUGAAGGCACGGAGAAUGAGCUCAGCCGCCAGAAAUAUGCAGAGCAAGAACUGGAGCAGGUCCGUAUGGCUUUGAAGAAUGCUGAGAAGGAGCUGGAGUCCCACAGUUCCUGGUAUGCCCCUGAAGCCUUGCAGAAGUGGCUGCAACUGACUCAUGAGGUGGAGGUGCAGUACUAUAACAUCAAGAAACAGAAUGCUGAGAAGCAGCUACUGGUGGCCAAGGAAGGGGCAGAGAAGAUUAAAAAGAAGAGAAACACCCUGUUUGGAACCUUCCAUGUGGCCCACAGCUCUUCCCUGGAUGAUGUGGAUCACAAAAUCUUAACAGCCAAGCAAGCUCUGAGUGAAGUGACAGCAGCACUGAGGGAGCGCCUGCACCGAUGGCAACAGAUUGAGAUCCUCUGUGGUUUCCAAAUUGUCAACAACCCUGGAAUUCACACGCUAGUGACUGCCCUCAACAUCGAUCCCAGCUGGAUGGGCAGCACCCGCCCCAACCCCUCCCAUUUUAUCAUGACUGAUGAUGUGGACGACAUGGAUGAGGAAAUCGUUUCACCAGUGUCCAUUCAGUCUCCUAGCCUGCACAGCAGCGUCCGGCAGCGUCUGGUGGAACCACAGCACGUCCUAGGAUCGCAGAGGUUGGUAGAGAGUGAGGGCAGCCAUUACCUACCGGGCCGUGUGUCUCUGCGGCGAAUGCGCAGCCUCUCCUCUGGACAGUCUUUCAGUUCCGACGUUCACGGGACCAGCCCUCCAUCAGCCGUCACCUCCUCCUGCUCUUCCUCUUCCUCUACUGCCUCCACCUCUGCUCCUACUUUUCAUGUCCACCCUGUCUAUUAUCACCACAGCACUGCUUACUUCCUCCAGAUGGAUCCCUACCCUGACCCGCCCCCUCCCGAUGCCCAGUCUGGGAUGUCCUAUCGAUCCGACAGCUUGGGGGACUUGACCCAUUCCGAUUCGGAGUCCUCCCUCCACACGAGUGACCGCCCUCGAUUCACCCAGCUGGCUGCCAAGCCCCAACAGCUGACCCGAGCCAUGGAUGAAGCCCUGUAUGCCCCAACCUCCAAUGGCAGCCAUCGACUGGCAGAGGCAGCCCUGGGGGGAACUCUAGCAGAGAAGCUGCCUGAGAGUCCCGCCCUGGUCAAGAAAGCACUGUACCUGCAGAAUCAUGGUCUAGAAAAGGCCUAUAGUGUUGGGGAGCUGGGCCCUAUAGGGCUGGGGGGAGUAGGGCCCCUACAUUCAGAUUCCUCACGUUCUCACAGUCCCAGCUCCCCUGAGCCAGACACACCAUCACCUGUGGGAGAUAGCCGGGCUCACCAUGGCCGCAACACGCGUAUCCCCCAACUGGCAGGCAAGAAGCAUGCUGGUGAGGAGGACAGUGGCUCCACAGGUGAAGAGACAGACUCAGGCCAGGGCAAGAAGAAGUUCCCACUCAAAAUCUUCAAAAAGCCCAAGAAGUAGCUGGACCAGGGCUGGCUUUGGUGGGAAGAAACCUCUACCCUCCCUCUCCUUCAAGGGACCCACCCAUGGCCUGGACUGGGGAAGGUGGGGGUCUUGAGGACCUGGGGUACUAUUAAUACCUGGCUCAUUCUCUCUGUACCCCUCCCUUCCCCCUAUGAAAGAGGGGCCCUUCCACCUUAUUUAUUUACUGACCACCACCUGCCCUGUUUGGACCUCCAUAAGCUCUUCCUGCUCUAGCAUCUUCAUCCCUGCUUCACAGUGCAUGAUUUACCCCUGCAACCACCAUCUCAGCCCAGCCCACUCACCUUUGCAGGAGAUCCUCAGUUCUGGUCUCCCUGUUUAUUGGGCUUUUAGAAGUCUGUCUUGGUCUCCCCCUUUGCUCCUUGUUCUCCCCAUUGCCACCAAGCCCCUAGCAACUAGGGUGAGGGAAAAAGAUGCCUGAUCCAAGGCCCAAGGUUCCACUGACCUCAGCAAUGCUGGAUAGAGCAGGCAGGGCAGGGCAGGGCAGGAAUGAGGCCAGAGCUCUGUGGUUGGGGGGGGCUUUGAUUUUGUUUCUUUUGGGAAAGAGAGCCUGGGGCCAACCCUGGCCCUAGUCUUAGUCUGGCUUUGGGGGCUUGGGGGUGGGGAUGGGUAGGACAGCAAUGAAGUAGACCUAGCCCUAGAGAUCAGGUCUUUGGGGCUAGAUCAGGAGCUAUUUUAGGGGUGGGCAGCCAUGGUGUUCCCCCUCCCAGGGCCAGCACUCUAGGCCACACUCCCCAAUGGCCUAAUGACUGCUUCCUAUUCUGCCUGUUCUGUAGGGUAGGGGAAGAGAGGGUACUCAUAUUCCUCUUCCUCUCCUCCCCUCAACCUCAGAUAUUUAGUCUAGUCCAGGUACCAAGGUUGGAGUCUCAGUGAUCCCUAAGCAUCCUUCUAGUAUUCUUGAUCCCCUUUGUGCUGGGGACCUAGUCUAAGAUAGGGGCUGGCAGGGACUCACAUAUGGGUAUAGCCUGUAACAGGACUAUGGGGGCAGGGGAUAGGGUUGGGAGGGACUCUGGGCAAAGAUGCUGUUGCUUUUGAACCAAAAAAAAUUUUUUUCAAAUUCCUGAAUUUCCAAAGUGCCUGCAGCCAUCCCCUCUUCUCCACUUCUCCAGUGCAUGGUCCUUGGGCUCCCCUAGACUCUCUAGGCUCUGGGCCCAAUCCUACUGUGCAGUCUAAGGUCUGUCUCCCACUCUAACCCCAGCCAGGCCUGGGGGAGGAGGCAGCUUAUAAGAAUAAAGGAAGGGAAUAGAAACACCCUGUGUGUGUCCCACUUCCUACUUCAGGUAGCACCCCCUCCCCCAGCUCUCUGGAGGGGCUGUGAAUAAUAGCUCCCAGUUUUGCCUCUUUCUCUAGAGACCCCCAUCCCAGGGCCAUGGGGGCAGGGCAGCUGGGUGCUGCAGGCCACAGUGGGCUGGCCCCCCUAACCCUCAUCCCUAUCCCAAUGGAUUUUUCUGUUAUUUCAUAAGACAAGUCUAAUAAAGCAUGUAGGAGAUUUUA
Gracilinanus agilis (Agile Gracile Mouse Opossum) is the source of this 4105-nucleotide messenger RNA. It is a transcript of the gene STIM1, whose product is annotated as stromal interaction molecule 1. The record is from RefSeq and is a predicted model, not a curated record. Gene Ontology annotation, molecular function: calcium channel regulator activity; protein binding; calcium ion binding. NCBI's taxonomy places the organism in Eukaryota, Metazoa, Chordata, Mammalia, Didelphimorphia, Didelphidae. Bases 224 to 2590 code for a protein of 788 amino acids. Gene Ontology annotation, biological process: intracellular calcium ion homeostasis; store-operated calcium entry; activation of store-operated calcium channel activity. Gene Ontology annotation, cellular component: endoplasmic reticulum; plasma membrane. The transcript is spliced from 14 exons.